UUUCAGUAUCAAACUCGAAAUGUUGCCUUCUUCCCAACUGGUGAUGCAUUUGUCGUUUCGUCUAUAGAAGGUCGUGUUGCUAUUGAGUAUGUGAAUCCUUCUCCUGAAGAACAGAAAAAGAAAUAUGCUUUCAAAUGUCAUAGGAGUAAGGAGGACGGUGUAGAAUGUAUAUACCCUGUAAAUGCUCUCGCUUUCCAUCCUGUGAACGGAACAUUCGCUACUGGAGGUUCCGAUGCUGUGGUCAACCUGUGGGAUCCCUUCAACAGAAAACGAUUGGUUCAGCUUCACAGGUUCCAAACGUCUAUCGUGUCGCUUUCGUUCAACUAUGAUGGAUCCCAGCUCGCCAUUGCUUCAUCUUUCGCGUUCGAGUAUGAGCCAGUCCCUAACCCAAUGCCAGAAAAUACUGUCACUGUACGAUACAUUAGUGAUGCGGAGAGCAAGCCAAAAUAA
Molecule: messenger RNA, 450 nt
Organism: Cooperia oncophora
Lineage: Eukaryota; Metazoa; Nematoda; Chromadorea; Rhabditida; Trichostrongylidae
Source: the annotation of a GenBank genome assembly